AGCUCCCCUCCUCACUGGAGAAUGCCCUGAGACAGGAACCACCUGGCAAGGCCUGGGCGGAGCCAAACUACCAGGGAGUUGGGGCUGAGAUGCAAGGGCCUGCUAUGGAAGCGUAGGUGCUUCACUUGUGUUCCCAACAGUUUCUUGAGAUCCAAAGCAUUUGGAGGCUGGACCCUCGCUUUUUUCCAUGGGACACAAGAAUGCAGAGGAAAUUCUGUGGAAGGAACCACACAAAGUUUCCAGCUCCCUAAGUGUGUAGGAGCAUGAUCUGGACAUCAGAAAAAAGAGAAUUGAAGCAUUUGUUUUGAAAAAAGAAAAACACAUUUAAAGAAUUACAUGGACUUUGCAAACAGAUAUAAGAAAAUGAAAGUAAAAAUUUGAACACGAUCCAGGCUACAGAGGUUGCAGUGGAUAAGAAGUUUAAAAGAUUUGGUUCAAGAUUACAGGAGACUGCAAGAAAAGUUAAAGACAUGGAAAUGAGGAUCAAGUGACAGGAUGCUAUUUUUCCUGAGAAUACUGAAGAUUGUAAAGCAUUGAGAAAUCGAAUUCAUGACCCUGGAAAUCAAGCUCAGAUUAAGAAAUGUCAGGCAUUCGACCUCCGAUCAUGAAUGGGCCCAUGCACCCACGCCCUUUGGUAGCUUUGCUGGAUGGCAGGGAUUGUACAGUAGAAAUGCCUAUUCUGAAGGAUGUAGCCACGGUGGCAUUUUGUGAUGCUCAGUCUACGCAAGAAAUUCAUGAAAAGGUACUAAAUGAAGCAGUGGGUGCACUGAUGUAUCACACUAUCACUUUAACACGAGAAGACCUGGAGAAAUUCAAAGCACUUCGAAUAAUUGUCCGAAUUGGCAGUGGUUUUGAUAACAUUGACAUCAAAUCUGCUGGGGAUUUAGGAAUUGCAGUAUGUAAUGUGCCAGCCGCAUCAGUAGAAGAGACAGCAGAUUCUACAAUGUGCCACAUCCUGAACCUUUACAGGCGAACCACCUGGCUUCACCAGGCCUUGCGAGAAGGCACAAGAGUACAGAGUGUUGAGCAGAUUCGGGAAGUUGCUUCUGGAGCUGCCAGGAUUAGAGGGGAGACCUUGGGCAUUAUUGGAUUAGGACGUGUUGGGCAAGCAGUAGCACUACGUGCAAAGGCCUUUGGCUUUAGUGUUCUUUUUUACGACCCAUACCUCUCAGAUGGCGUUGAACGUGCUCUUGGACUGCAGCGGGUGAGCACUUUACAGGACCUGCUAUUUCACAGUGACUGUGUAACCCUGCACUGCAACUUGAAUGAACACAAUCAUCAUCUUAUUAAUGACUUCACCAUUAAACAGAUGAGACAAGGGGCUUUCCUGGUCAACACAGCUCGAGGUGGGUUAGUAGACGAAAAAGCACUUGCACAGGCCCUGAAGGAAGGAAGGAUACGAGGGGCAGCCUUAGAUGUACAUGAGUCAGAACCAUUCAGCUUUAGUCAGGGUCCAUUGAAGGAUGCACCAAACCUGAUCUGUACCCCACAUGCAGCCUGGUACAGUGAACAAGCUUCAAUUGAGAUGCGGGAGGAAGCAGCACGAGAGAUCCGUAGGGCUAUCACAGGUCGUAUUCCAGACAGCCUGAAAAACUGUGUUAACAAAGAUCAUUUGACUGCAGCUACACCCUGGGCCAGCAUGGAUCCAGGAGUUGUUCAUCCAGAGCUUAAUGGUGCUGCAUACAGCAGGUAUCCCCCAGGUGUUGUAAGCGUGGCUCCAGCUGGCAUACCUACGGCAGUAGAAGGAAUAGUUCCCAACCCCAUGUCUUUAUCACACGGCCUUCCUGCUGUGGCCCAUCCACCACAUGCUCCUUCCCCCGGCCAAACAGUCAAACCAGAAGCUGAUAGAGACCACCCAAGUGACCAAUUGUAGCCUAAGAAAACAGCAUUCCCAACAUUGGAGAUUUCAACUUCAGAGAGUGUGUGGAAAAAAUCUGGAUUUUGAAUAAAGGCAAAACCAUGAACUUACAGGAGGAGACGACAACUGUUUUAGAAACUGGUCCAAUAUACAGUGUAAAAGGAAAAGGUGGGAGACGAAAAGAAGAUUCGGAAACGUUUUUUCCUCCGUAUAAAUUGUAGUUUGUCCCUGUCCAGUGGACUGAUUCACUGUUUCUGUGUCCUAUGGGUUCUUUGUUAAGCAAGAGAAGUUAGUAGUUAAUUAUAUCAUGAAUGUACUUGUCUGUGUACAGUUUUUAGAACAUUAAAAAGGGUUUGUUUUGCUUAGCUGUCAACAAGGAAAAAACACAUAAGGGAGGCAUUCAACAAACCAAUUUUGAGAUUAAAAUCCUUUCUUUUAUAUGUUAAAACAUGCCCAAAAAUGAAGCAGUUGGCAAACUUCUCAGGACAAUGAAUUUUUCCCAUUUUUCUUUCUACGCCACACAGUGCAUUGUUUUUUCUACCUGCUUGUCUUAUUUUUUAGAAUGAUUUAGUAAACAAAAGAAAAAACAGUUUCUCCUUAUUUUGGCAUGAAUUCCCUUAUUUCAAAAUGAAGACAACAUUGCAAAGAGAUUUUGAGGAAAAAAAAGGUUUUGUAUAAACAAGCAUUGUGCUUUUUGUCACCAGUUAAAGUAUAUAUUAUUGGUGGUUUGCGAAAAAGGCACUAGACUACUGAAAAGUAGCAGCAUUUCAUUGCCUACAUUGAUUCCUUCCUGGUAAUGUGGUAGGCUAGCAAUAUUUUUGGUUAAAAUCAUGUUUGUGACUGUAACCAUUUGUAUGAAUUAUUUUAAAGAAAUAAAAAUCCCAGACAAAUA
Molecule: messenger RNA, 2750 nt
Organism: Mauremys reevesii (Reeves's turtle)
Lineage: Eukaryota; Metazoa; Chordata; Testudines; Geoemydidae
Gene: CTBP1
Product: C-terminal binding protein 1
Exons: 11
Coding region: 581-1873 (430 amino acids)
Molecular function (GO): NAD binding; oxidoreductase activity, acting on the CH-OH group of donors, NAD or NADP as acceptor; transcription corepressor activity
Source: RefSeq, a predicted model, not a curated record